CUCACAGAAAGGAGCAUGUUGUUCGUUUCAUGCUGUCGCCGCCAGAUGCCGCUGCGAUGAUCGUGAACGGCGCGCAGGCCGGAGAAGGUCUUAGCAAUCGUUACCGCGCAGAAACGAUGGAGACCGACGGCAUGGAAAGUCCAUCGCGCAUGCGCCUCGUACAGUUCGAAAAGAACGCCGACGAGCCAAUGGGAAUUACGUUGAAAGUAGACGAAAAGGAUCGCUGUGUUGUCGUGCGCAUUAUACACGGCGGGAUGGUUCAUAAACAAGGCAGCUUACAUGUCGGAGACGAAAUUAAAGAAAUCAACGGGAUAAGUGCCUCGAAGAAGACAACGGAAGAACUACAGAGACUGUUGAGAAAAGCGUGCGGCGUUGUCGGGCUAAAGGUUGUGCCGAGUUACAGAAGCGCCCCGCCGCCUUGUGAGAUAUUCGUGAGAGCCCAGUUCGACUACGACCCGGUGUCCGACGACCUUAUUCCGUGCACGCAGGCCGGUGUCUCAUUCAAGAUAGGCGACAUCCUCGAGGUCAUCAGCAAAGACGACCACAACUGGUGGCAGGCGAGAAAAUGGAUGCAGACGCAACUGUGCCCUGCAGGUCUCAUUCCAUCGCCCGAACUACAGGAGUGGCGAACGACGUACUAUAAUGUCGAGAGGGCCAAGCACGAGGCGCAGGAGGAAAUUCACGAUUCAACAUACUUGGAUUUGUUUUCAGGCGCUCACGGAGUUGGCAGACGGCACAUCAAGAACACGCUGAUAGCUAGCCACUCCGACAAAUACGCAUAUCCAGUUCCUCACACAACGCGUGAGCCGAGGAAGGGGGAGGUCAAUGGCAAGCACUAUCACUUCGUCUCGUACCAGCAGAUGAUCAACGAUAUUACCGCAAAUGAGUACUUAGAGUACGGUGCUCACGAAGAGGCGAUGUACGGAAUAAAGCUUGACACCAUUCGCCGAAUUCACAUGGACGGAAAGAUAGCGAUCCUAGAUGUGGAGCCUCAGGCUUUGAAGAUGCUGAGAACGGCGGAGUUCUCACCCUACGUCGUGUUCAUCGGGGCGCCAGAGCUAUCGCCGCCGGCCAGUGAGGACCGGAGUCUGCAACUUCUGGUUCAAGAAUCGGAGAUGCUAAACCAGACCUAUCGGCACUACUUCGACCUGACGAUCGUCAACAACGACAUGGAGGACACGCUGAAGAGUCUCGCCAGCUGUCUCGUGGAGAUCAACGCUUCGCCGCAGUGGGUGCCCGUCACGUGGAUUUACUGAGACGCGAUCGCGUACAGUGUCAUGUACUCGGUGCUCUCGCUGAAAUACCCGUACAAAAUUUCGCGCCAUUUCGGGUAUUUCGAAUCGCGCCCGCGCGCGCGGCCGCACUCUCAUCGCGGCCUUUGGCGGGAGAGUUCGACAGUGAAUAGACACUCCUACAGCCGUGAACGCAAGCGAGCGAGCGCGUGCGUCCUGUGCGGGACGAUGCGUUAGAGAGAACGGAGGAGUCGUAGCCGCGGUUGGCGCCGAAAACGCGUCUGCCUUGUUUACUUAUACUUGUCAUUCGCGGUGUGAGCGGGGCGAGAGGCGGUUCGUUAUUAGAGGUUAUGCGAGGCGUGGUGCGCAGCGCCUUGACGGGCAUCACGCAUGCGCGCUGCGACCACGAUCUUACUGGUUCGAUUACGUGCGCUCUAGAUUUUGAGCAGCCGGCUGUUUGGGGUGGUAGGAUAUGUUUACUAGGCACUUCUAAUUUUAACAUAUAUUUUAAAUUCAAUUAGGGUUAGAGUUA
Molecule: messenger RNA, 1764 nt
Organism: Priapulus caudatus
Lineage: Eukaryota; Metazoa; Priapulida; Priapulimorpha; Priapulimorphida; Priapulidae
Product: peripheral plasma membrane protein CASK-like
Exons: 11
Coding region: 30-1256 (408 amino acids)
Biological process (GO): regulation of neurotransmitter secretion
Cellular component (GO): plasma membrane; cell-cell junction
Molecular function (GO): signaling receptor binding
Source: RefSeq, a predicted model, not a curated record